AAAAAAAUUGUUUGUAUUUGUAAAUUGUCUUUGAACUUAACGAAGUAACAAUUUAAACUAAUGGAUUUUAAUAAAUUUUUUUGCUUAAUUUUUAAUAUUGUGUUUAUACCACAUCUGAUUGGUGCAAAUAUUUAUGGACAAGUAAUGGAACCAAUAUCGAAUUCCAUAGACCGAAAAUGGGACGUAAAUAUGGAACAUAAAUACUUCAAGGGAAAUAAACCAAACAAAUACUCUGCCUACAACGGUGGAAGUAGCCGACCACUAAUAGCGGGCGAGGGUGCUAUAGAUGCUAAAACGAUAGAUUAUCCUUAUGUGGUUCAAGUGUUCCAACGCUCGAUGGCUAGUAACCGCCGACAAGUAUGGAGGUUUAGAUGUACUGGAGCGAUACUCGAUCGUAAGGUGAUAAUUGUUUCUGGAUUUUGUAUUGGAAACUCACCAUAUAAAAUAAGCUUAGAAAGAGGAAGUAAUUUUGCGAUUCUUGCUGGGGAAGAUUACCAUGAUCGCCCAAGGAGUGACCUGGAUUCCAGAUAUAAAAGAGUAGAAAGUUUUACUAUGCAUCCUUUAAGCAAAAUAUUGAAUGGAACUACUGGAAUGGAAUAUGAUAUUGCUUUAUUGAAGCUAAGUGAAGAACUAAAUUUUGAAGAAUCGGAAGGAAAAAUUGGAAAAAUUACAAUUUGUAGAAGAGAUGGAGAGUAUUGGGCAAAUGUAUGGAAUGAAGGGGUUCCUGGAUUGGUGGUUGGAUGGGGUUGGAAAACUGGAAGGCGUUGCUGUGAAGUUGCUGACACACUAAAAGUAAUGCAUCAAGAAAUAAUAACAAAUUAUCAAUGCCAAAAAAGACUUGAUGAAAGAAUAAAAUUACAUACGCCACCAAAAGUACCCCAUUGUUUGAUAUUUUGUUCGGACGAUUAUAAUGACGAUAAUAAGGCAUAUCUGUGUAAAACGGACACUGGCGUAUUGUAUAUAAUUAAUGGCACAUUAUAUGGAAUUGCAGCAUGGUUUCAAGAAGAGUGUCCAGAUUGGAAUCUCAAGAAUCCGAAGACAGAUAUGAGUCGAUAUGAGCAACCGACCCGUAUUGUAAUGUACAAUAAACUUUCAAGUUUCGGCUUAUAUGAUUGGAUCAUUGACACGACAAAAAAACUUAUGGAUGGUGUACCAGUAGAGAAUAUUCAAUUUGACAUUCCUCGUAUUGAAUAUGAAUAA
Molecule: messenger RNA, 1200 nt
Organism: Chrysoperla carnea
Lineage: Eukaryota; Metazoa; Arthropoda; Insecta; Neuroptera; Chrysopidae
Exons: 5
Coding region: 61-1200 (379 amino acids)
Biological process (GO): proteolysis
Molecular function (GO): serine-type endopeptidase activity
Source: RefSeq, a predicted model, not a curated record